Messenger RNA from Stomoxys calcitrans (stable fly), 2535 nucleotides. Its product is annotated as ATP-dependent RNA helicase DDX42. Gene Ontology annotation, molecular function: ATP binding; nucleic acid binding; RNA helicase activity. The record is from RefSeq and is a predicted model, not a curated record. NCBI's taxonomy places the organism in Eukaryota, Metazoa, Arthropoda, Insecta, Diptera, Muscidae. The coding region runs from base 100 to 2421 and encodes 773 amino acids. The transcript has 2 exons.
CUUGUUAUUGUUUGGACCAUUUAUCUUUCCUAGUCGCUAGGAGCAUAGAUAUUUAUUUCCUUAGUUCGGAAUAGUGACGAUUUUGCGAUUGGCUGAAGUAUGAGUGGUUAUAGAGGAAUAGGUGGGGGUGGAUAUCCCUAUAAAUCGUCUUCAUCACCUUCAAACCGCACUGCGAUGAAUGCUGUGCCACCACCAUCUUCCUUGAAUCAUCGUGGAUAUCAAAAGUUUAUAGGCGGGACUAAGGCAGGUACUUCGAAGCAUGGUUAUUCCACUUUGGAAUCUAUAAGCCAGUUUACGAAUUCCCAAAAUUACAUUGGAAAACGAAAAGGUUGCGGUACGGAGGAUGACUAUUUCGAUGAUGACGAAGAACAAACGCCUUCACAGCCAUAUAUACCGGCCCCCGGUUCGCCAGGCGCUCGUCAACCGUCACGAUCACAAGGCAGUGAUUCAGAAGAAGAUCCUCUAGAUCAAUUUAUGGCUGGAUUGGAGCAGCAAGUUGAAAAGGAAAAAAAUUAUAAAGAUGACAAUAAACUUGCAACCAGCUCAAGCACUCAAUCGAAAGGUGUCCGCGGCGACAUCGACGAAGAAGACAAUGAAGAAAGUUACUAUCGCUACAUGGAAGAGAAUCCUCAAGCGGGGCUAAGAGACGAAAAUUCUGAUGUAGAAAUUGACUACGAUGAAGAUGGCAACACCAUAGUGCCACCUAAGAAAAAGGAUAUUGACCCUUUACCCCCCAUUUACCAUUCGCAAAUAGAAUACGAACCAUUUGAGAAAAACUUUUACACACCCCAUGAAGACAUUUCUAAUCUUAACGAAGAAAAAGUACGGGAUUUGCGUAAAACGCUUGGUGUAAAGGUCACAGGUCCAGAACCUCCAAAACCUGUGACGUCUUUUGCGCAUUUUGGAUUUGAUGAGACGCUUAUGAAAGCUAUACGCAAGGCAGAGUACACCCAGCCUACGCCUAUUCAAUCCCAAUCCAUACCAGCUGCGUUGGGUGGUCGUGAUAUUAUUGGUAUAGCCAAAACUGGAUCUGGUAAAACUGCUGCUUUCAUUUGGCCAAUGCUAGUUCACAUUAUGGAUCAGCGGGAACUAAAACCAGGCGAUGGUCCUAUCGGACUCAUUUUAGCACCAACCAGAGAGCUAUCUCUUCAAAUUUACAAUGAAACUAAAAAAUUCGGUAAGGUCUACAAUAUCAACGUAGUGUGCUGUUAUGGUGGUGGUUCUAAAUGGGAGCAGAGUAAGGCUUUAGAACAAGGUGCAGAAAUCGUAGUGGCUACUCCAGGUCGUAUGAUUGACAUGGUUAAAAUGAAGGCAACUAAUUUACGCCGAGUAACAUUUUUGGUGCUCGAUGAGGCAGAUCGGAUGUUCCAUAUGGGAUUUGAGCCCCAAGUGCGGUCAAUUUGCAACCAUGUUCGUCCUGAUCGUCAAACACUUCUUUUUUCCGCAACCUUCAAGAAACGUAUUGAACGAUUGGCAAGAGACGUUCUUACAGAUCCUGUACGCAUCGUUCAAGGUGACCUCAAUGAAGCUAAUCAGGAUAUCACUCAGUUUGUGUUUGUAUUUCCAAAUCCGCUGCAAAAGUGGAAUUGGCUACUUUUAAACUUAGUGCGUUUCUUGUCAGAGGGAAGUGUUUUGAUAUUUGUCACGAAAAAAGCUGAUGCAGAAACUGUGGCGAACAAUCUGAUGGUGAAAGAGUACAACUGUCUUCUAUUGCACGGUGACAUGGACCAAGCGGACCGAAAUAAGGUUAUAACUCAAUUCAAACGUAAAGAAUGUAAUAUAUUAGUAGCCACGGAUGUUGCUGCUCGUGGAUUGGACAUACCUCAUAUCAAAAAUGUUGUAAAUUACGACAUUGCUCGCGAUAUUGAUACCCACACGCAUCGUAUUGGUCGUACGGGCCGAGCUGGGGAAAAGGGAACGGCUUACACUCUAGUUACAGAUAAAGACAAAGAGUUUGCCGGUCACUUGGUUCGGAAUUUGGAAGGUGCCGACCAAGAAGUACCGCAGGAUUUAAUGGAUCUAGCCAUGAAGAGCUCAUGGUUUCGAAGUUCUCGCUUUAAACAAGGCAAGGGGAAAAAGCCCUCUGGAAAUUAUGCCGGUUUGGGAUAUCGCGAACGAGGUGGUCAAGUGCAAAAAUCACAUGCGCAAAAUGAAGGCAAUUCCAGUUAUGCAAAUACUAGUAAGUCGUUGUCAGCUGCUGGUCCUGCCACAGACCGCUACGCUGCUAUGCGUGAAGCUUUCCGUUCCCAAUAUAUGUCACAAUUUAAGCCAUCCAGCGAUCGAACUUGGGAAGAGACACUACCCGAAACUGGAGUUUUUGCUGCCCCUGCACCUCCACCUCCCUCAAUUUCGUCACCAACAAACGUCGGUCAAGAUUCAGGAGACAGCAAACGCAAAGCAAAGAAAAGUCGAUGGAAUUAACUAUAUAGCUACAUGGUAUAUGCGAGAUACAUUUGUAUGUAAUAACAUUUUUUUAAUAUUAGCUGUAAACUUAUUUCUCGAAAAAUAAUAAAAAAAUUUAGAACAAAAGAAUAA